UGCUAAUACAGUAGUUCGGCUGAAGUCUUGCAAAGGGUGGAGUAGAAGAGCAGAAGAGGCGGUGGCAACGCGCAAGAACUCUGUCGGGCUUAAGAACUGCCGCCAUGGCCGCAUUUGCAGCAAUCCUGUCCUGGCUGCACUGGUGCAGCUUGUGGAUGCUGCUUGUGGCCGCUUCCGCUGCUUCCUCUUGGGCCAUCGCUGCGGACGAGAACAUCGGCAGGGAGACAAGAUCUAUACAAGGCCGCGAAACAGAUGCAAAAGGGAAUCAGCCCGAUGAGAAGCAUCAACCUCACGAUUCCUCAUAUGGCACUUUCGCCAGCGAGUUUUACGAUACCCGCUUCCUCUCCGACGAGGGUUAUCCUUUUCCUACUGCUCCUCCAGUAGAUCCAUUUGCAAAAAUUCGAGCGGAUGAUUGUGGAAAAACAAAAGGAUGCUUUAGGUAUGGUAAACCUGGAUGCACUGCAGAUACUUGUGACUAUUUUCUCAGUUACCGCAGAAUAGGAGCUGACAUAGAGUUUGAACUGAGUGCUGAAGCUGAUGGCUGGGUAGCUGUAGGAUUUUCCUCGGAUAAGAAAAUGGGUGGAGAUGAUGUUAUGGCCUGUGUUCAUGAUGAUAAUGGAAGAGUCAGAAUACAUCACUUCUACAAUGUUGGUCAGUGGGCAAAAGAGAUCCAAAGAAACCCUGCCAGAGAUGAAGAAGGUAUUUUUGAAAAUAACCGUGUCACAUGUCGAUUUAAGCGCCCAGUGAAGGUUCCCAGGGAUGAAACUAUCGUAGAUCUCCAUCUAAGUUGGUACUAUUUAUUUGCUUGGGGCCCAGCAAUUCAGGGUUCUAUAACUCGGCAUGAUAUAGAUUCUCCACCGGUUUCGGAGCAUGUGGUUUUGGGGUUGUGCCUCAUACAGGCCCAAGACACCAUAUGGGGGUCCUCCUGCACUUGCAGUUCCUUCUUGAAGAUCUGGUGACAAAAGGGUUUUUGCAACUUUUGAUUGGGCAGUAGUCGAGCUCAUUCUUGUACCAGGAGGCCUCACUCAUGCUCCCUUGUCUAGACUACUGUCCAGUCUAUUGGAAUUUAUAUUAGAGGACAAUUAUUCAGAUUGUGAAUAAUAAACCUGAGCCAUAAGUAUGUGCCAAAUAAUUAGUAUGUCUGGACUACUGCAAGAAACUCUACAUGGGGCUUUCCUUGAAGAGCAUGCAGCAUCAAUAGGUGCAGAAUGAGACAGCAUGGAUUGUUAAUGGGAUGUUAUUUGGCACACAUAACAUCAUGACCUUUUGAGCUGCAUUGACUACCAGAGUGCUUCUGGGUGCAAUUCUUAAAUAAGAAUAUAAGAAAAAACUAUACCUCUACAGAAAUGCAACAAAACAAUGAUGAAAACCUUCUUUAAUGCAUUUGAGUUAAUAGAAAAAAAAGGGGGGGGAGGGGGGAGGCAGAAAAAAAAGAAUGACAUUGCCCAACCAAAUAGAGGAAAUAAAUGAACUUUUUUUGCUAAUCAGUUAGCGUAUAUAUAGAAAGCACACCACAAUAAUAAUGGGGGACUUUAUUUACUCUCGCAUCAACUGGGAGACAAAUUCUGCACCUAAAUAUCAAAAAGUUUCUUGAUGUUCCUAGCAGGCAACUUUGUCUUUCAGAAGGUAAAGAAAGGAAUUAGAGGGCCAGAUAUAUUGGACUUAAUUUUCAACAACAGAGAUGAAAUGAUAGAAGGAACUACGGGAACUUGGGAAACAGUGACCAUGCAAUAUUGGAAUUCAACAUAAUGCAAACACAAGUAACAAAACAAAGUCAAAUUAGUGUCUUGGACUUUAAGAGAACUGAUUUCAACAAAUUUAGAGAAGAAUGCAUGGGAAGGAUUCCAUGGAUGGAAAUCCUCAAGGGGAAAACAACCUAAGAAGUUUGGAAAACUCUGAAAAAUUAGAUUAUAAUGCUACUGAAUGCUACUGAAUGCUACUGAAAAAUGAAAAUAAGAGAGCCUGUGUAAAGAAUUCUCUGCUAAACUGAAAGACAAAAAGGACAAGUAUAAAAAGUGGAAAGAUGGACACAUAACUAAGGCAGAAUAUCAGCAAAUAGCCUGAAUCUGUGAUGAAGUCAGGAAAUCUAAGGCUCAAAAUGAAUUUAGGCUUGCAACAAAUGUCAAAAAUAAUAAAAUAAAAUGACUGGCUCACAAAUGAGAGAAGAUGGCAAGAAGGUGAUGAGCAGCAGGGUCAAAGUGAAAUUGCUUAAUUCAUUUUUUUCAUCUGUCUUUACACAAAAGGAAAAAAACAGUCCAACCUAUCAAAAAUAGUACUGUAAAAGACAGAGUAGGAAUACAAGUCAAAAUAAGCAAGAAAAUGCUAACAGAACACCUACCCACUCUGGAUAAGUUCAAAUCACGAGGACCAGAUAGAUUACAUCCCAGAAUUGUAGCUGGGAGAUGUGAUCUCAGAACCACAUCUUUCAAAAGAAAUAUGGACUACCAGAGGAUUGGAAAAUUGCUGACUUGGUUCCUUCAAAAAAGGGAAAAAAUGGAUCUAGGAAACUACAGACCAAUCAGCCUGAUAUCAAUACCUGAGAGGAUCUUGGAAAAAGUAAUUAAGCAAUGAAUCUGCAAACACCAAGAAGCAAACAAAGUUAUAUCUAGAAGCCAACAUGGCUUUGUGAAAAACAGAUGAUUCCAGACAAAACUUUUUGCAUUCUUUGACAAAAUGACUAUAUUAGUGGACCAGGGAAUUGCUAUUGCUAUAAUAUUGGGACUUCAGUAGGCAUUUGACAAAGUAAACCACAACCUACAAGUUCAGGGGUGUCAAACUCGCAUCAUGGUAUGGUCAUGUGACAUAUCGUGACUUUUACCCCCUUCGCUAAACCAAUCAUGGGUGUGGCCAGUGAAUUAUGCAUCCGGGCUGCGAGUUUGACAGCCCUGUACUAGUUGAUAAGAUAAAUGUGGGUUAGAUAGCAUCACCACCAGAUGGAUUUGUAAUUGGCUGACUACCAACCACACUCAAUAUGUAGUUCACAAUGGAACUACAUUUACAUAGAGGGUAAUAUGCAGCUUACGUCUAGUACUUUUCAACUUCUUCAUAAAUGAUUUAGACAGGAUAGAAUUUGCAGAUAACACUAUGCUGGGGGAAAGAGUCAACUCUUUUAAGAAGAUAGAUUCAAGAACCAAAAGUAUCUCGACAGAUUUCAACACUGGGCCAGAUCCAACAAAAUGCAAUUCAGUAGCAAGAAAAGUAAAGUUUUACACUUAGGCAAGAAAAAGUAAGUGCACAGGUAUAGAAUAGAUGCUGAUUCAAUAGCAGUAACUGCAAGAGGGGUCUAGUGGACAACAACUUAAAUAUGAGCUGGCAGUGUGCUGCAACUAUCAAAAAAUCCAAACAUAGUCCUAGGCUGCAUCAACAGAGGGAUAAAAUCAAGAUCACGUGAAAUGUUAGUAUUGCUUACUUGGAAUACUGCAUUCAGUUUUGGUCACCACCAUACAAAAAAGAUGAGACUUUAGAAAGAGUGCAAAGAAGAGCAACAAAGAUGAUUAAGGGACUGAGGCUAAUAUAUAGAACAGUUGCAGGAACUGAAUAUAUCUAGUCUAACAACGAGAAAUAUUAGAGGUGCUUUCAAGGAGAUAACCACUUAGAACUAAGGAGAAAUUUUAAAGAACAGCCUCCCCUUUUGCCUGAAAAGUUUUGAUUCAGUAUGUGCUACCUGCUCUAACAUAUCUGGUAAAACAUGGACACUAAUCUCAAAAAAGCUACAAGUGGCAUAAAGGGCCAUGGAAAAAUACAUGCUGGGCAUUAUAAGAAGAUAGAAAGAUCUGCACAUAGAUUAGAGAACAAACAAUAGUAUAUGAUAUCAUCAAGAAAGUAAAUGAAUUGAAGUGGAAAUGGGCUGGUCACAUAACAAGAACUGAUGGCAGGUGGACCAAAACCAUCAUAGAAUGUAUCUCACUUGAUAAAAAGGAUCCACGAAAGAGACCUGUACUCAUCUAUCUGGCUCCAGAAUGAGUGCAAUUGACCAUAUAAUUGCCUUUUGUGACCUUGUUCCUUAUGUCAAAGCUCCAGAAAUUACACCUAAGUAAGGAAAUGAUAGCAAUCAUUUCCCAAUUUUACUUUAUUUAAAUGUUUUCAUUCAAGAAACAUAUAUUGAGGAUGUACUAGUCCUUAUUAAUGCCAACAGGAAGAAUUUACCAAUAAGCAAACUACUUACUAAAUUACUGAAGUUGCAGAUGAUACAACAGUCAUUGGUCUCAUUCAAGAUGGUGAUGAAUCUGCAUACAGAUGGAAGGUUGAACAACUAGACCUGUGAUGCAGCUGGAACAAUCUAGACCUGAAUACACUUAAAACUGCAGAGAUGAUCACAGAUUUUAAGAAAAGCCUUCCUACUCUACCACCCCUUACAACAAUAGGCAACACAUUAUCAACAGUAGACAUCUUCAACUUUCUGGGUUUUAUAAUCUCCCAGGACUUGAAAUGGCACCUAACAUUAGAACAUAAUUAAAAAGGCACAACGAAAAAUGUAUUUCCUACAUCAGAAAGUUCAGGCUGCUCAAGGAGCUGCUGAUACAGUUCUACAGAGGAAUUAUUGAGUGUCUCAUUUGUACUUCUAUAACUGUCUGUGAUACAGAAAUUAAACAGGACAGGUACAGACUUCAACAGAUAGUUAAGACUGCAGUAAAAACAAUUGUAACCAGCCUGCCUUCCAUUGAGGACUUGUAUACUACAAGAGCCAGAAAGAGCUGAGAAAAUAUCUAUAGACCCCUCUAGACAUAAACUGUUUCAACUCCACCCCUCAGGGAUGCCAUUCUAGAGCAUUGCAAGCCAAAACAACUAGACACAAAGACAGCUUUUUCCCACAUGCCAUCAUUCUGCUGAACACCUAAUUCCCACAACACUGUCUUAUGUCAAAGGUUAUUUACCCAGGUACUGUAUUUCUAUUAUCAUUCUCAUCUUUCCUAUUAUCUUCUACUAUGGUAUCUUAUAAUUAUGGUAUCUUAUAAUUAUAUCACUUUGUUGUUUAUUGUCUGUAUGUACACUGGGAAUUUAUGCAUCAGAGACAAAUUCCUUGUGUGUCCAAUCACACUUGGUCAAUAAAGAAUAUUCUACUCUA
Molecule: messenger RNA, 5065 nt
Organism: Pantherophis guttatus
Lineage: Eukaryota; Metazoa; Chordata; Lepidosauria; Squamata; Colubridae
Source: RefSeq, a predicted model, not a curated record